AUGGCAUCAUCAUCAUACAAUGCUUUAGAUGAUGAAUUUGAUGAUACUUUUGAUGAAGUCUUCAAUCAACAAUUCGAUGAGACGCUCAACGCUGUUUUUAAUGAGCAAGCAGCAAGAAGGCAAAAGAAAAAACGUGCAUACAUUGAAAGAGAAUGCGAGCAAGGCCACAAUCGCUUGUGGAAUGAUUAUUUUUCUGAAGAUGCAACAUAUCCGUCAAAUCUAUUUAGACUUCGGUUCAGAAUGAACAAGGACUUGUUCUUGCGGAUUGUUCAUCGCCUCUCCAAUGAAGUUCCCAUUCGUAUGAUGGCUUACGGUUGUGCAGCAGACGCGGUGGACGAAUACCUCCGUCUAGGUGCAAGUACUGCACUUUUAUGCUUGGAUAAAUUCACAGAAGGAAUAAUCCAAUUGUUUGGAGAUGAGUACCUGAGAAGACCCACACCAGAAGAUCUUCAACGCUUGCUAGAUGUUGGAGAGAUAAGAGGGUUUCCUGGGAUGAUAGGAAGCAUCGAUUGUAUGCACUGGAAGUGA
Messenger RNA from Eutrema salsugineum, 528 nucleotides. RefSeq lists its product as uncharacterized. The record is from RefSeq and is a predicted model, not a curated record. The coding region runs from base 1 to 528 and encodes 175 amino acids. The transcript is spliced from 2 exons. Lineage: Eukaryota; Viridiplantae; Streptophyta; Magnoliopsida; Brassicales; Brassicaceae.